This is a messenger RNA of Babesia ovata, 762 nucleotides long. RefSeq lists its product as uncharacterized. Lineage: Eukaryota; Apicomplexa; Aconoidasida; Piroplasmida; Babesiidae. The transcript has a single exon. The record is from RefSeq and is a predicted model, not a curated record. Bases 1 to 762 code for a protein of 253 amino acids.
AUGGUAUACAGUUCGCUGACUGACAUUCCUCGCAACCUCAAGGAGGGUAUUGAUUGGUUGAUCGCCCUGAGGGGAACUGAUGCCGAAAAGAACUUGAAGGCUUUGGGCGAGGCGCUUUACAAAUUCCUCGCAGACAAGCCCGUUGGCAAGAGGGAGUUGCCGGCUCUCGAAAAUGUAAAACUUAUCUCUAAGAAGUUCCUGGAGAAACCGGAGCUUAAGGACAUGUGGCCCGCAAGCGAGCUGCUGGGGAGGUUUAAUAAGCCUAUGAACAAAAACUUCGUUGGGUUAGCAAAGUGCUUUAACAAUGCCGACGAAAGCGAUUACAAGAACGUCGUAAAGGCCAGGCGUCUUACCCCUAAAACCAUCGCAGAGAAAUUAGGUAAAAUUGUGGCUGGCUGUGAGAAGUUAUUAGAGAGUGUCAAGAACCCUGAGCAGUAUUACUCCUCUUACACUUCGGAAGCGACGUGGGAGGCAUCUUGCGCAGAGAACCCGGAAGCCUGUGCGGUAGUCCUAGUGGGGAUUGCACCAAUGCUAUACACAGGCCUACGGUCUUUGCGGGAGGAGAGCAAAGUUGGAACUGGGGUGUUGCCACUCUCUGGUAAGGGUAAGCCUAUGGGAAAAGUGUUGAAGGCCGUGGGCUACAAAGAAUCAGAGUACCGCGCUGGAAUGACUGGCUUAAGUAUCCGCAAUGCAUUGAAGGGUCUGACUCUGGAAGUUCUGGACACAAUCUACGAUCUCUGUGGCUUCUGGGCUUUCUACUGA